AUGACCAGGGAUAACCAGCACGACGCAUCUUCAAUGCCCCAGCCUUCAUCAGAAGCACGGAGCAAUAUCAGUACUGUAACACUCACUCCAACCACUAGAGGGCCAAGUCGCUCAGGGCUGCAGAAGAUCAUGGCUUUCUCCGGUUCUGACAUGGACGAGGCUUUUGACUACUUGUUCAAGAUCAUUCUGAUUGGAGACUCUAAUGUGGGGAAGACGUGUGUGGUCCAUCGCUUCAAGUCUGGGCAAUACCACGCAAAGCAGCAGAACACUAUUGGAGUGGACUUCACGGUACGUUCGCUGGAGAUUGACGGCAAGAAAGUAAAGAUACAGGUGUGGGACACAGCAGGUCAAGAACGCUUCCAGACUAUAACCCAGAGUUAUUAUCGCAGUGCCCAUGGGGCUAUUCUUGCCUACGAUAUGACCAGGAGGUCUACUUUUGAGUCAAUUCCUCACUGGAUUCAUGAGAUUGAAAAAUAUGGUGCUGCCAACCUGGUCCUGAUGUUGAUUGGGAACAAGUCAGAUGAAGCAGAGAAGCGCCAAGUCCUGUUUGAAGAUGCUUGCACUCUAGCGGAGAAGCACGGCAUCCUUGCUGUAUUGGAGACAUCCGCCAAAGAGGCCCAGAAUGUUGACGAAGUCUUCAUCCUCAUGGCUAAAGAGCUGAUGGCCAGGAAUACCUUGCAGCUGCAUGGCGAGGCUGCCUAUUCAGAUACCAUCCAUCUGGACAGCAGGCCAGUGGUUUCUAAUUGGGAUGAUGAGAAGUCCAACUGCUCAUGUUGAUGAGGUGAUUUCAAGGAGAAGAAGCAACCAGGGGUGGUUCCUGGGGCCUGCUUUUGUUAUGAGAAUCCCUCUGCUAGCCUCAUUUUGCCACCCUGAUAACAUUUCAGCCAGGCAACUUCGACUUCCUGUCGUUCUUCAGAAGCGGAGGCCACCCUUUGUUCUGACGGGUUGCAGUGGCUGAGACUGGCAGUGCUACCUUUCAGCUGAAGAGAAGGAAGGUCUAUUGGAAACCAUUUGCUUAAGUGGACAGUUAACUAUUUUUUGCCCAGUCAGGUGUCUGUUUGUUUCUACCAAUGGCUGUGGAAAAUAAUGGUGAGUUUACUUGCCAGUCACUACAAUCUCUUCUUGUAUAUGUUAGCUUCUAAUUGGUGGUGCCAUUGACAACCAUUGGCAGCCCGUGUAGUGAAAUGUUAAAAAGAAUGGCUUUGAAUGGUUGCAUCCCAGAAGACUCCUUUACCAAGCGGCCCAGUGCUUUUGUAGCAAUCUCAGAAACUUGAUUAAUCGAGGGCAGUUGACUGGUCUUUUUGUCAGUUUUCUUAGGAUUCUCCCCACCUCUCCUUGCCAUCAAUGGCUAGCCUUUAUGAAGAUGUUUUAAGGGGGGAUUUUUGUGUGCCUGUUUCCUUUACUCACUCCAACUGAUGGCAAACAAUUCAAAGUAAAAAGCGUUUAUAUGAUGUUCCCUUUUGGAAA
Molecule: messenger RNA, 1467 nt
Organism: Podarcis raffonei (Aeolian wall lizard)
Lineage: Eukaryota; Metazoa; Chordata; Lepidosauria; Squamata; Lacertidae
Gene: RAB19
Product: RAB19, member RAS oncogene family
Cellular component (GO): trans-Golgi network
Molecular function (GO): GTP binding; GTPase activity
Source: RefSeq, a predicted model, not a curated record